UCAGGGUUCCAAAAGAAAAAAAAUUGUAGUUAUUGUGGUAUCAAAUGCUGUUUUGCUUUGCUCUUUAUUGCUUUUCUUUAUGGUCCAUUCCAGAUCCCCUCCAGCCUAGCAGCACCCACCCAGCCAAUUGCAUGCAUGAAGACAAUGUCCUGUUCUGCAUCUGCUCCUUUCAGUCCCAGGUACCAGCCCAGAUCCAAUGGCAAAUGGAAGGAGAGACCCUCAGUGGCAAUAGCACCAAAGGAGCCCUGCAGAUCAUGUCUUGGGUCCAUACAAAUGAGAUUGUCAGCUCCUUGAAUUAUAGUGGAAGCUUGGAAAGGGGACAACCCCUCAUCUGUCUUGGAUCCAAUCCUUUUGGAACCUAUGCUGUGCACUUCUGGCUCAGCUCCCCAACAAAAGGUGCCUAUGUGACAAUCCUUGUUUCUGCCGUCUGUGGUUCUUUGAUUACAGCAAGCGUUUUCUUGCUUGGCCUCUGCUUAUCCAGGCUUCAGAAGAAGCAGAAGGAGGAGGAAGAGAAGCAAGAAAAGGAGAAAAAGUCUUCAUUCAACAUGAGAGUCCACCAGACCAUGGAUGAGAACAGUGCCAUCUACUGCAAUAUGCAGCUUGUGAGAGGUGAUGCCAGAUCCAAGUUUGAGAGGAAUCUUGGACACAAAAGUGUUUCCAACUAAGCCUCAGUCCACUUACCUAUUAUUGCCACUUCCAGGACACUUGCCUUCUUUCUCCGAACCCAGUAUGUGCCAUUGAUUAAAGAAGAGAUAGGGAUUUUUAUUGGUUAGAUGUACGUAAAUUGUGACAUUUCACAAUUGCAUACAUACAACAAAAUAUUAAUUUUACCUCAUAUAACACAUUCAGUUGAUUAAAAAAAGAGAUAUAAGUGAAUAUGUGACACUGCAGCCAUAAUAGGACUGCAAUCCUUAUCAUAAUAGCAUGAUGAAAGGUGAACUGUCUUGGGAGCUGAAUCCCAUCUAUAUGGUCAUGUGUCCAACAUUCAGGAUAUAAAAAGAAGAUGUGCAAUGACUGGAACUUUCUGAUAUUUCCACUUGCUUUUCUAGCUAUUGGUCAUUUGGAAAACACAUGCAAGCAAGCAGAAGCAAAGAAAAGAAGUACAGAGCUUGGAAGGUCUAGAAGUUUAUAGUGGCCUCUGUGUUGGAACAUUAGCCUCUGAAGAUGCUCAUAGAAUGGCAAAAUUGGCCUCAUCCAAGUAUAUUUUUCAAUUGAGUGCCUUAUUUUGGAGUAUUCCUAGAUUUCCAAUGAGAUUUCUAAUGGACUAGAAAGGAAGGCUGGAAUAAAUCAAUAACAUUCCAUACUCAUACACCUAGAAUUGGAAAAAUGUGUUCACGUGUGAUAAAAUAGUUGUUUGGACAACCAUCCCCCCCUUUUGCCAAAAAAGUAUAACUUUCUGAGGUUGACAAAGCAAGAAAUACUCUGUAGAUUUUUUUUAAAAAAAACUUGCAUAGUGAUAGGUGUCUUAAGAUGUUUUUUGUUACAAAUUGAUUUAAUCCAUUACAAAAAAGUAGAGAUAGCAAGUGCUGUAAUUCAGAAACUAUUGACAACUCUCCAAGUGACAAUUUUGUAAAAUGGCUUUAUUUCUUUGAGAGGUCUAGGACUGUAAUUCUUCAACAAUGAAGUUAUCAAAGGACACAAUAAGCAAUUUUAGCCAUUUUCUUUGCAGUGCAGAAAAAAACUUCAAAAGCUUCAGUUUCUGAAGACUACUUACAUUUUGGGAGUUAUUCUGUACUUGACUAGUUUCCAACAAACCUCACAACCUCUGAGGAUGCCCGCCAUAGAUGUGGCCGAAACGUCAGGAGAGAAUGCUUCUGGAACAUGGCCAGGCAGCCCUGAAAACUCACAGCAACCCAUAUUACUGUUUGUCUAAAACAGUGCACUCCUCAGGUUCUCCUUAAUUACUUGUUUUCUAAACACAUGUUCUUUGUCAGAG
Messenger RNA from Anolis carolinensis (green anole), 1936 nucleotides. RefSeq names its product sialic acid-binding Ig-like lectin 5. The transcript is spliced from 3 exons. Lineage: Eukaryota; Metazoa; Chordata; Lepidosauria; Squamata; Anolidae. The record is from RefSeq and is a predicted model, not a curated record. The coding region runs from base 45 to 665 and encodes 206 amino acids.